Messenger RNA from Capsicum annuum, 2202 nucleotides. Its product is annotated as H/ACA ribonucleoprotein complex non-core subunit NAF1. Gene Ontology annotation, cellular component: sno(s)RNA-containing ribonucleoprotein complex. Gene Ontology annotation, molecular function: RNA binding. NCBI's taxonomy places the organism in Eukaryota, Viridiplantae, Streptophyta, Magnoliopsida, Solanales, Solanaceae. The record is from RefSeq and is a predicted model, not a curated record. Bases 160 to 1992 code for a protein of 610 amino acids. Gene Ontology annotation, biological process: ribosome biogenesis; pseudouridine synthesis; box H/ACA snoRNP assembly. The transcript has 4 exons.
UGUUUGGCCUUGUAAAUUCUCUGUUAAACCCUAUUAGGGUUUAAGAAAGGGUUAUUGCUGCCCCCAAAAUUCGCAUACAAACGAUUAUAAAGUCCUAUUAUUAGAACUGUAUACAAUGAGAAAGUUUUUGGGAAGGCAAUUUUUGUCGGUUGAAGAAAAAUGGUGGAUUUUCUAUACAGCUCCACGGUUGAAGAGAAAAAUGAGAAAGAAAACGAGCCUGAAUUUGAUGAAUAUUCUUUGUCUUUUGCUGAUUCGUUGCUUGAUUAUGAUUCCCUCAGAGAUUUCAUAUUGGAUACAGAUGAUGAUGAUGAUGAUGUGGGCACUCGUGGAAUUCUUGUGAAUAAAGAAGAGACCCAAAUUGGGGUUCAUGAGAAUCGUUUCAAAGUUGAGUUGCCAAUGCCCAUGGGGGUAGUUGAGGAGGAGAUGGGGAAAGUUAGUAUAAGUGGGAUACAGAAUGAAAGAGGGGUUGAUCAAGCUGGUAAUAAUAGUAUCAGCAUUGAUGAAGCUGGCGUUAGCAAGAAUGAGGAGAGUGAUAAAGUUGAUGUCGCUACUAGUAGGGCUGAGGAAAGAAUUCUGAGUAACAGCGAUGCGGAGACUGAAAGUGAAAGUUCAUCCAAUGCUGAGGAAGAAGAUGCGCGUAGUAGCUCAAAUGAGGAAGCAGAAUGGGAGGAGGAGGAUAUAGAAGAAGGCGAGAUUCUACCAUCUGAUUCCGAUGAGGACACUGGUGUUAGGGGACCUAUCAGGUCCAAGAAUGAAGUUCAGGUUCUACCCCCAGUUCCAGAAGUGACUGCGACCUUACAACCACAUCACCAGAUGCAGCCUGUAGGAGUUGUGUCAUCGAUUAUUGGGGCCCAAGUUGUAGUAGAAGGGGUGGAAAAGCAUACUCCUCUUAAUGAUGGUUCGAUUCUCUGGAUAACAGAAAGCAGAUCUCCACUUGGUAUAGUAGAUGAGAUUUUUGGGCCUGUCAGGAACCCGUACUACAUUGUAAGAUACAAUUCUAACCACGAGGUUCCCCCUGGAGUCCACCCAGGCACCUUGAUCUCUUUCGUCCCUGAAUUUUCAAAUCAUAUUUUAAAUGACAACAGUCUUUACAAGAAAGGGUAUGAUGCAUCUGGUGAAAAUGAUGAAGAGGUGUCUGAGGAUGAAUUUUCAGAUGAUGAAAAGGAGGCUGAAUACAAGAGAAUGCUGAAAAUGAAAAAGAGGGGCAUCAUAAAUGACCAGAAAACAGGAUAUAAGAAGAAGGACAAAAAGAACCGCAAAAGUCGAUCACAGAACUGGAAACACGAUCAAGGUGCGGCUACAGAUGUGCAACGUGAAAAUGGUAAGCCAUCAAUCGACCAAAGUCAACGUUUUAUCCCUGCUGCUGCUUCUGCUCCACUGGAUCCAGGCAUUCAUCCAAGCGCCUCUCUUCAAGGACCUGGACUGAGCAUUAGGCCUUCAUCAGUCCCUUCAUUCCUGCAUAUACAAAAUUCCCCUGGCUUAGCAGCACAGUCGACUGGAGUUUGGACUAAUGGAAUCCCAUAUCAGCAGCCCCAGAAAAUCGGCUUUCCCAACACACUGCCAAAUGUUGAUAUGACAUGGCCCCAACAACGUCAUCCGGCACAAAUCUUUCAAAUGCCUUUGCCAAAUGCAUUACCUUUUGAGCAGCAAAUAAAUCCAGCUCUUCUGUCUCGCUUUAUGUUCUCAGGUGGACUACCAAAUUUUGGUCCAGGGCCUUCAUUUGCGGCUUGGCCUGCCUUAGGACAAAGUGUUUUUAGUCAAUCACCUAUGGCAAUGGGCUUACCAGGCCAAUUUACUCCUACACCCAUGAAUUUGGGAGGUCAGAUACCUGCGAAUGGACCACAAUCAGGACAGAACAAUAAUUCACAACCACAUGCUGUGGUUCCUGGCUCAAGCUUCAAUCAAGGUGCUCAUUCUAGUGGUGGUUGGAGAGAGAAUCACAGGGGUGGUGGCCGUUUUGGUGGUAGGAUAGGCAGGUCACAAUAUCACUGAAGCAGGUCAUGAAAAGUUUUGAGGUUUCAAAUGGGUGAUUGCAGAUGGGCAGAGGAGGGACUUGCAUAAACUUUAGAAUGUGUAUUUAGUUUUCAAACUUUUUUAGUGUAGUUAUGAGUUAUGACUAAGGUGGAUGGUACAUAAAAUAACUUUUAUAUAUGAACCUACGACAUAGUGAUAGACCUAAAUAUAUACAACAACAACAACAAA